GUCACCGAACCAAUCAUCGGAGCCGACUUCCUCGCCCACUACAAUCUGCUGUCUGACUUAAGGAACUCUCGCCUGGUCGACAACACCACCGGCCUAACAACUUCCGGAUUCCAUCGAGAUGCCGCUGUCCAUACUGCCAAGGUAAUCCAGGUAGUGGAUGGCGAGUACGCGGAGCUGCUGCGACGAUUUUCAGCCCUGAUGCUACCACCCGGGGCACCUAAUGAGGUAAGACAUGAUACCGUCCAUUACACUGAGACUACUGAUGGACCCCCUACCUCUUGUAGGCCGCGACGUUUAUCCCCAGAUCGCCUCAAAAUAUCAAAGGCAGAAUUUGACUGUAUGUUUCGCGAAGGUGUAGUCCGGCCUUCCGACAGCCCUUGGACCUCACCAUUACAUCUAGCGCCAAAGAAGGAGGGUGCAUGGAGGCUGUGCGGCGAUUAUAGAGCGCUGAACUCUCACGAAAUGACUGAUGCAUUUGAGGCGGUCAACAAAAGCAUCGCCAACGCAGCCCUGCUGGCACAUCCAGAUCCUACCGCCACGUUAGCACUGGUAGUCGACGCUAGCCAGACUGCAAUCGGCGCUGUGUUGCAACAACAGUAUAGUGACACGUGGCAGCCACUCGCAUUUUUUUCACGCAAGUUGACAACGUCACAAAGACGGAGCACAUACGGCAGAGAACUU
Molecule: messenger RNA, 681 nt
Organism: Schistocerca piceifrons (Central American locust)
Lineage: Eukaryota; Metazoa; Arthropoda; Insecta; Orthoptera; Acrididae
Exons: 2
Source: RefSeq, a predicted model, not a curated record